GUUUUAUUUGAAUAAUAUUGGAUUCGCGUUAUUCUCUUUAUUCGAUUGAGCAUCAAUGGAAGAUUUAUAGUUUUCCACUUUCUAAUAUGUCGUAAAUUAUGGAAACACCUACGAAAAAUAGUGUCAGGACUCCAAAGAAAAAUCCUAGAUUUCGAAAUGUAGAUGCUGAUGAAGCUUGGGUAGAAUCUUCGCCAAGUUCCGAUUCAAAGAUAAUUCCUGUAGAAAUCGCCCAACCAGAAACUGCUGAGAAAACUCCUGAAGUACUAGAAACAUCUCCCACUACUGGAAAGUCAAAAACUCCUCAAAAUGAUCCGUCCUUUGAAAAUAUCAUUAGUCAGUUAUCCUCCUUCAGUAAGGAAUCUCAGGGCCUGAAAACACCUGUUCGACGGGUAAAAACACCCAGAAAAAGUGGAUCUAAAUCCAGAACACCAGUAAGAAGCAAUAGGAAAUCCGGUCUAAAAACACCCAAAUCCUCGUUGAAAAAAUCAGCUUUCUACUCAUCGCCAAGAAAAACGGUUAAGAGAAAGUUGAAUUUGUCGCCUGAUGAACAACCUACUCCUAAAAAAAUAAUGGUUACUCCACCAGAACCAGGUCUCAGUCAAACUCAAAGAGAAAAUUCCGAAGAUAAGUUAUUAAUAGAAAAAGGAAAGGAAAUGGCAGAAAGUAUAAUCAACGAUCAGGAUGACGAGGACGAUGACGAUGAAUGGGAAGAGGAGGACGAGGAAGAUGAAGAUGACGAGAAAUUAGAUAGCUAUGAUGAGGAAUUUGGAGAAGUUGAUAUGUCAAUAAUCGAAAACAUAACAAAAGUUUUAGAGAAUACUCAAAAGAAGUAUAAUAUAUCGAAAAGGAAUGCAACUACAAUUGUACAUGAACUAGAGAAGACUAACAUUCUGGAAAAUGUCAGAGAGGCCAUUUCGAAACAGGUUAAUUGUAUUCAAGAGGAGGAAGAAAAUAUAGAUUCUCUCUAUGAUGCUCUGUUUGAACCUAAGAUGACUAGAGCCAAGUUUAAAUAUAGGGCUCAAGAUGGUCAGCAGCCGGUAGGACAAUCAUCAGAUUGGAUCAACGAAGAAAUUGAAAAAUCUCUGUUAGAUUAUGCCCUUGACGAUGACGAUGACAACGACCAAGUUUACGAGCCUAGUCAUGAUUCGGAAGAAGAAAGUGAUAUAGAUAGUAAAAGUUCGGUAGCGGAUUUAGGAUCACCUCAAAAUCAAGUCAUGACUCCUAAGACAGCGACUGAAGAUUCUCAGAAUAUGGACAUGAAUGUUACUCGUUUGUCGAAAGAAGUUCCCACAAUAGCCAAACGUACAAGAUCUAAGCAUCCUCUAACAGAAUGCGAUUUAAGUGAAAUAGAAGCUUCUUUCCUAGCACCAGAUGUUACUCCAGAUUUAUAUGAUUUAUCUACGGAUAGUAAUCCAGAUUGGUUAAGAUUUUUGACAAAUUUAAGUAAGGACCCUAAAAUGGAUGUAACGAAUGAGGAGGAGGACGAUGAAGAAUUUAAUGUAAUGAAAGAAAUGGAUGAAUCAGAUGAUGAAACUGAAGAAUUUCGUAGUGACAAAGCAGUGAAAAUUCCAAAACAAGAGGUUUCGGACUUGAUUGAUGAAAUAUUUAGUGAUUUAGUAUCGGAGGAUGGACAAGAUAUUGAAAAAACUUUUACCGAUCAAAAUGAAGAGGUUAAAGCUGAACAAGAAGUGAAUACGAUCGAAACGAAAAAAGAAUUUGAUUUAACACGCCUAAAUAAGAAUAUUGGAAGUAUGCGUUUGAAGGAUUUAAUUGAGAUAAAAAAUAAUUUGGGUAAAGAUUUAAUCGCCGAAGAUAAAGAAAAGAGUAAGCCAGUGAAACCAAGACUAGUAUUCUCUCUAACACACCAUCAAGGUCGGCAGCUUAUGCAUCAGAUGCAAAAGCAUGUUCAAAUUUUAGCUCAGACUUUUGUCUUAACGGCUGGAUCGAAACAUUUUGAAUCAAGUGCAAUUAAUUCUAAGACAUUUUUACUCGAAUUACAAUUACUUGGUGAACAAUUUAUGCAAAUUAACAAUAUUUCGGCUUCAUUUUUUAUACCUGGGAAUUUAAAAGCAGCAUUAGAAGUUUGUGAAGUUGAUACUUAUUUUCCUUGCGAGAAUGAAUUGAAGAGAUAUAAACAAGUUUUAUCUGCAAGACAAAAGGACAUUUUUAUGAAUAGUCAAGCCUUUGUGCAUUUGGAUUUGUUACCAUCGAAAAAUUAUGAAAUACCUGAAACGAGCGGAAAGAAUACAAGUACGAAAAAGAAACAUUUUACUCAUGCUGAAGAUCAUUUAUUAGCAAUAGCCAUAUCAGAAAUGAGUAAUUUUCAUAAUGAACAAUUGGAAAGCUGCAAAUUAAUAUCGGACUAUCUCAUGCCAACUAUUAGUGGGGAAUGUAUUAGGAAUCAUAUAGAAGUCCUUAAUUCUGAAAGGACAACGCGAGUGAAUAAUGCUGUAGCUCUAUAUAUAAAGGAAGGAAGACUGCCAGACUAUCCAAGACCAACGGAACUAGCCAGCAUUGUUGCCCCGAUUAAUAAUUCUGCGAUAAGCACAAUAGGUCCUAAAUGGUGUUUGAAAUAUAAACAAAUGAAAAGUAAAAGAGAUGUGAAAGAAUCUUCAGAUAAAAAGGAUACAAAACUUAAACUCCAACCAAAAAUUCAACAACCGGUAGUUAUACUCAUUCAAGAAAAACAGAAACCUCCUGAAACUACUUAUCUAAUUCCUUUCGGUACUGCUCAAAAUAGGCCUCCUUCUUCACAAAUUAUAUUACUUGACUCACCGGCUAAAACUGCAAUUACAAAUAUGGAUAAGGGCUGUGAUCUUUUACAAGCAUGUGCUGCCGCCUGUGGUAUUGAAGGAGAGGUUAAAGUAAAAUUGGAAGAUCCUGUUAAUGAUUCUAAAGAUAGUGUAAUUAAGAAGGAAAAUAGUGUAGAAUGUAUGGAUACAGAAAGCCUUCCAGUUCCCCCAACUCCAGAAUAUCAAAGUAUAGAUAUAUUAAAUACUCCAGAAUCCUCACCGGAAAAAGAAGCGACUAUUCAGCAGCAAAGUGCAUCUCUGUCAACUUCACCGAAAGACACUCAAGCUAAAACACCGGAAGUUGUUGACAAAAUCGAUGGAGAUUAUACUAAUUUGGGUAUGACUUUAAGUAGUGAAUCGAGCGAUGAAGAGGAUCCCGGAGAGGCAAAUGCUGCUGGUGAAACUCAAGAAAUGAAAAUGGAAGAGGAUGAUGAAGACGAAGAUGAGGAAGACGCAGAAGAAGAUGAAGAGGAGGACGAAGAAGAGGAGGAAAGCCCAUUUUUAUUAAGCGUUGCCUCAUUAUUAAUUGGAGACCGUACUCCUCCGAAACUGGGUUUAAAGUCAUUCUCACCAAAAAAGAAUUUAUCUCCUGCAAAAGUUAUAGCCAAACGCUUGACUGAUAAAGCUAAAAGGAAAUUGUUAUCUAUAGAAAAGAAAGAGUUAAAGGAAACGGUUGAAGAAAAAGUCGAAGAAAAGGAUUGCGAAGACGUUGAGAAUAUUGAUCCUAAGGAAAACACACAAAUCGAACAAACUAAAAAGGACAUUAAUAGUAAAUUGAAACAAGAGAUAGCUAAAAAAAUAAUGGACGACGAAUUAUUAGACAAAGACCCAAAUAAACUUGAAAAAGAAAAAUCUUUUGUUGUCGGUCUCUGUAAAUUGGUACAAACGACGGCAGGAAGUGAAAAAUUUAAAGAAUUAUUGGAAGCUUGCGUAAAGUUCAAUAAGUCGAGAGUAAUGGAAAAUGAAUCAGUAUUAAAACUUCAUAGCGAAUUGUCAGCCAAAUUUGUUGACUAUCCUACUAUCGUACGACUUUUUUCGGCUCUUUUGUUACCUUUUCAAGCUAUUAAGUGUAAUUGUUACGAAGAUUACAUCUUCAUUCAUAGGUUUCGAUUGUUUCUUAGGAAAUGCGAAAUUGUGUUUGAAAAUCAAACCUAUAGCCUUCAUAAAAUUUUUCGAACCUUUCACAAAUUAAUUACAAAGAAAAUUACCGAAAAAGAACUACAGGAGAAGAUAAGAUCGCUUUUAAAAGGGCAAAGAAGUUUACUUGAAUCUUUUGAAUCCUUAUUCAAUUUAUCUAAAUCAAAUAUUCGAGACGAAGAAUAUGAAGAUGUUUAUCUCGAAGAAAGCAAUCCUGAAGAUGAAUUUGAAACGGCUGUUUGUCCUCCGGAUGAAGAUUUGGAGGUCAAAGGUUCUGAAAAGUGCAAUUGCACUUGCCACGAAGGCCAAGGACCAGUUAGACUUCGACAUUGUUUGUCUUGUGGUUUAUCUACAAAAAACGGGAAGUUGUACUUGAAAAAAAAUAGAAAAUUGGAAUCUGUAAAUAUAGUGUAUAAUAGUCCUUCCAAGAAGAGUGAUGAUUCUUCCUCAUCUGAAGAUUCUGUUUGUUCCCAGAUGGACUUGGAAAAUAGUUUAGAGGGGGACAAUGAAGAAGACAAUGAAAUAGUUGAAAAUUCUAUUCCAAAAGAUUUUAGUUCGCUUGCCGAACAUUUAAAUAUAUUGGACGAGAGUGAGAAAAAGGAAGUUCAUUUUGACGACACACAAUUUAGCGUUCCACUAGCAUGCGAAGUCGACCUUGAUAAUUCACAAUUUAGCGUUCCAAGAGCAGAUAAUAUACCCGAAACUGUAGAAGCGGAGAAUAAUGAUAAAGAAAAAUCUAAUACCACAACUUCCCAACAAAUGCCAAAACCGUCAAACGAACCCUGGACAAGAGAAGAAGAUAAAUUGAUAUUAGAAACAUGCAAACACCACCAAGAUUGUUCGUUUCGCGUAUUCUUUUUACUAGCACAACAAAUGAAUAGAGAUCCUCACGCGAUCGCUGAAAGAUGUCAAUAUAUGGCAGAACUAUUUAAAAAACUUAAAAAAACCGAUGAGGAUAGCACAAGUUGA
Molecule: messenger RNA, 4898 nt
Organism: Dimorphilus gyrociliatus
Lineage: Eukaryota; Metazoa; Annelida; Polychaeta; Dinophilidae
Source: the annotation of a GenBank genome assembly